AUGGGCCAAUACUGGGAAAUGCACUGUGAACCUCGACAAGCAAGAGACUCAUUCGAACGAAGAUUAGGGAAGCUUGGCGCCUUUUUCUUCAGCGACUUUAGCAGCCUUAUACAGGCACUUGUUGUUCCUUUCCCCAAACCUUCACCCUAUUGUCGUAUGCAAAAGCCUGGCCCCUUCAUUAGGACAGAAGCGCUAGGCCAUAUGAAUUUGCCUGCCGAACUUCUCUACAUUAUCUAUUCGUACAUCGAUAACUUGCGCGACGCUAUUUCCCUGACAAUCACUAACGAGCAUCUCGCUUCGGUCGGACACAGUAGGGUCUACGAGCUGAUAUGUGCAUUGCACUCAAGCUGGGCGGGCGACCGAAUUGUCUGCUUAGGCGACUACAUGACCGACGAUGACCUCCCUUCGGGCAUGAUCUCACAGGACGAACUCAAAUCGCUCUAUGCCGCUGCCAAUCCAAAGUAUGAUGAUCGCUCCCUCUAUGACGUCGCUGUCAACAAUUUCGCUCCCGUCAGUCUGGACGGACAGCGGUGGCUACAUUACUUUCACUAUAACCCCUCCACAAGAUCUUACUUACGCGACCACUCGCGGCAUCGGGACUAUCUCUUUCGCACGUCCUCGAACUAUGCUUCGUCCAGUCCAGAAGAAGACAAGUGGUCUUUGUGCAACCUCACGAAGCACGAAUAUGUGCGCGCUGACAUAAUUGCCAUGAACUUGGGAGUCGCCACGCGCGGUCCCUUCAUCGAAGGACGUCUCAUCCGCCUCGAACAGAUACUCUUUUCGCUCAUCUGUUGGUCGUGUGACGAGGGCGUCAAUAUGAAAUACGAAGCGGACUUGCAUCGAGGCGCGUGGGCAGGGGACCGCAUCGCAAUCAAUACGUUGAGCCGGCUGAGUCCACCGCUUGAUUCGGGCGUGUGGAAGGACAUAACCAUACCGGUGUUCAAACGGUUGGUGGACAUCUACGAUUUGGACUGCACCGACGAGGAAUGGUACACAUUUCGCAGCAUUGAGAACCAGGACCAAAGUGAAGAUGAGGAGCGGCCAGAAGGCGAAGAAACGAAAAUACGCACGAGAGCGAUGACAGCGAAAGUGAGUAUUUGGAAGAAGAGCAUGAAGACCAAGGGAGGGAAGCUAGCAGAGAUUACGGCGAAGACAACGAAGUCGACGAUGGCGACAAUAAAGACAGUGAAGCCAACAACGAAACCGACGAAGACAAUGAAGGCAGCGAUGAUACUUCAUAACGAAGACAAAGUGGAGAAGACGGCGAUAAUCUCAAGGCCUGCUCUGAAGAGGAGAGCCACGAAGCCACCAAACAUCAGGAAGCACAGGCCUGAUGCCUGA
Postia placenta MAD-698-R-SB12 is the source of this 1341-nucleotide messenger RNA. RefSeq lists its product as hypothetical. The coding region runs from base 1 to 1341 and encodes 446 amino acids. Lineage: Eukaryota; Fungi; Basidiomycota; Agaricomycetes; Polyporales; Adustoporiaceae. The transcript has 3 exons. The record is from RefSeq and is a predicted model, not a curated record.